Molecule: messenger RNA, 5237 nt
Organism: Metopolophium dirhodum (rose-grain aphid)
Lineage: Eukaryota; Metazoa; Arthropoda; Insecta; Hemiptera; Aphididae
Product: zinc finger protein OZF-like
Exons: 6
Coding region: 797-2671 (624 amino acids)
Biological process (GO): regulation of transcription by RNA polymerase II
Cellular component (GO): nucleus
Molecular function (GO): RNA polymerase II cis-regulatory region sequence-specific DNA binding; DNA-binding transcription activator activity, RNA polymerase II-specific
Source: RefSeq, a predicted model, not a curated record
AACGUUUUUCCCGUCUACACACACCCCUGCUCGCACUCUCCGGCGUCGCCGUGCUCUCCGCGUUCCCUGCGCGCCCGUCUCCCGACGGCUCACCCGUUCCACGGCCGAUAGCCGUGUCCGUAGACGGCCGUCUCGCCGCCGCCGCGCGACUUUACAAAAUGUCGGACGCGCGCGACGACCGGCCCGGGCCUCAACGCCAUUUUGGCGGGUCACGGCGUAUUCGUGGGCCCGUAGCUGGCCACGGCAUUGUAUUAUUACGUUGUACAUUUGGUUGCGGUGGCUCGCCAGGUCUGUCGACGAUGUAACAAAAACGGCACACUCGGGGGGGCCUUUUGUGACUCGUUACGCGCGUCAACGCCUGGGCCAAGCCCAAGCAUUGUGUCGCGGGUAUUGAUUUUUUUUAAGUCUCACUUACGGUGCGCCCAAUUUUUUCAGUUUAACGCUUUUCCUAUUUUGUUGUGCCUGCGCCCUAUCCUUUGUCUGUGCGUUUUUCACCAUGUAUAUUAUAAUACAAGGUAAACCUAAUAUUGUACAUUUGAUGUGUUUGUUGUUUUACACUAACACAAUAUACACAUAAUAAUAUAUCCAUGUUCAUGUAAGUGCGAUGCGUGUGUGUGUGUGUGUGUGUGUGUGCGCAAGACGCUUAUUCACUUGUGGUUGUACCGUCCAGUCGAGCCAUUCUGGUAGCUGUCCAGUCGUAGCAUUUGCUAACAUCGACUGCUGUACUUCGCCUAUGCGCUCGAUGACGUCGACGUUCAUUAGGCAUACCGUUUAAACAUUAUAGGGUUUUCAACUUAUGAUCUGUUUUGCUCAGAUUAACAUGACUGAAGUGCUGAAAGCUAGUGAAUUAAGGGUCCCAAUGCCACCAGAAAAUAUGAGCAUAAAUAGAGAUCGAAGCGGAGAACAUCAUCAAAAUAUGGAUGGUCCACCACAGCCUGCACAUGCUCAUUUCACACCUCCAACUUCAGUGUCUGAUUUAGAAUUGCUUCAGCAUAGAGUCAAUUGGGGUACAUUCAGUGAUCCCACAAAAGUAUGCUCUAGUCUUAUGCUUCAACUUGGAGGAGCUGCAGCUGCUGUUGGUUCAGGUCAAGGAGGUUCAUCUGGUAAUAAUCAGACAAAUGGUAAUAAUGAACGCCGUACACACAUCACAGGCUCUAGUCUCAUGUUACAACUGGGAGGAGCAGCGGUAGCGACCGCACCUAGUAGUGCAUCAGGUGGUACCCAAAUAUCGGGUUCAAGUGGUGAACGCAGAACCCAUAUCACUGAUUCGCCAUUUCAUUGUGACAUAUGUGGAAAAUAUUUCUCCAGAAAAGAUCAUUUCAAAAAUCAUGUAAUGUGGCAUACAGGUGAAACACCACAUAGAUGUGACUAUUGCGCCAAAACAUUUACACGCAAAGAACAUUUGGUUAAUCAUGUGAGACAACAUACUGGUGGUAUACAAAACGCUGCCGAAUAUUCUAUGAACAUGGAGCCUGGUCCUUCUACUUAUCGUGAAACUCCUCACCACUGCAAUUACUGCCCAAAAUCGUUCACGCGUAAAGAUCACAUGGUUUACCACGAGCGUCAACACACAGGGGAAACGCCGUUCCCGUGCCAGUACUGUCCAAAGGCUUUCACUCGCAAGGACCAUUUGGUGAACCACGUCAGACGUCAUACAGGCGAGUCACCACACAAAUGCACUUAUUGUUUAAAAGUGUUUACGAGAAAGGAGCAUCUGACCAAUCACAUCCGCCAACACACGGGUGAAACACCUCACCACUGCAAUUACUGCUCGAAAUCAUUCACGCGUAAAGACCACAUGGUUUACCACGAGCGUCAACACACAGGAGAAACGCCGUUCCCGUGCCAGUACUGUCCGAAGGCGUUCACGCGUAAAGAUCAUCUGGUUAACCACAUCAGGCGGCACACCGGCGAAUCGCCACACAAGUGCACAUUCUGCAUGAAGUCGUUCACCAGAAAAGAGAACCUGACCAACCACAUCCGUCAGCACACUGGUGAGUCACCACACCGAUGUCAUUUUUGUCCUAAAACGUUUACGCGCAAAGAACAUCUUACUUGUCAUAUUCGUAUUCACACAGGCGAGUCGCCACACGCUUGCGAAUUCUGUAAUCGAACCUUUGCACGCAAAGAACAUCUGAAACGUCACGUGCGCCAGCACGCGCCGGGGGCAGAGUACAAUUGUAUCAUCUGCUCCGAGGUGUUCUCUGCCAAGGACCCGUUGCUCGAACACAUGUUGACCCAUCCCCGCGAUUGUCCGUACGUGUGCACCGACUGCGGCAAGGCGUUCCGCCUCAAGGGCAACCUCCUGUUCCAUCAGAGGUCCCAUCAGAAGGGCAUGCCGGCCGAUCGUCCGUUCCGGUGUGAUCUGUGCCCCAAGGAUUUCAUGUGCAAAGGACACUUAGUGUCGCACCGGCGCAGUCACACCAAUACUAAACAACAAUUUCAGUCUGGACAAUUUACAAAAGACCACGGCACCAAUGCUUCGUUCAUGUUGAAACACUUGAUGAAGCAAGAAAACGUGUCGGAAAUGAUCGGCCUGCAUCAGCCCCAUCCAAUGCCUCAGCACUCUGUCAGUGUGGGCACACAAGUUGGACUGCCUGUUCUUCCUCCGCCUCCAAACCUCCAUCUUCCCCCGCCAACCGCCGCUAGCCUAUUAGCCGCAGUCACGUAAACUUCUUGCAGUUCGGACAUGACGACUUUUUUUUUAUUUCCAGUUUCGUUCUGUUUUUUUUCGCUGAAAAUUUUUAUUUAUUAUUUUUCUCAUUGAAAUCGUCAUUCAUUUUUAUUUAUUUUGUUUUUUUUAUUUCAUAGAUUAAUGAUGUUUGGAUUUUUUUGUCGGGAAAAUAUGAUUUUCGUUGGCUUUGUUUUAUUUAAACAUUUUAUUUAUUACUACAUUUACAAUUUCGUUUAUGUUUGAUUUUAUUAAAAAUAUGAACACCUCUGAGCAACGAACCCAUCUCGUUUGUGAUCAUAGAUACGUAUCUUUAAAGUUAUAAUGGCUUAACUUGUAUUGCGCGCAAAACUAUUGAUAUCACUAUCAGCAUAUUGAUGAUAUGUAUGAGAACCGAUGAUGAUCUCAUUAAAUUUUCAGACUUGUGUUUUGAAAUUAUUGAAUUAAUAUUAUUUGGUGUAUUAUUACCAUGAUUUUUUACUUGGGCAGUGAUACUAUUGUACUUCGGCUUCUUGGACUGUGCCUUUGAAGCAUAAUGACACAAUAUAUAAUUAAUUAAAAAAAAAAAAAAAAUGAUUACACAUUCUAUUUUGUAUUUUUGGUAGUACAAUUAAAUUAAUAAUAAUUUUAGACUUUAUAAGUAUAAAUUAACAAUUAUAAUAAACUGUUAAGUAUUCAAUUUUUUUUUUUACUGAAAAAUACAUAAUAUUAUAUCUUAUAAGUUAAAUAAUAUUAAUAAGUUAUUUUAAAUUGAAAAUCCUUAAACAAAAUUUCAAUACUUCAAAUUUUAAUUUGAAGAUAAAUUUGUCUCGUAAAUAAUAUGCAAGUAUUAGACAUUUUUUAAACAGUAUCAAGUAUACAACAUAAAAUUGAAUAUAUUUCUAGCUUCAUCAAAUUAAAUAUUAUUAUUAAUUGAUUUCUUCAAUUUCAUAUGUAUUUCAUAAAAAUUGAUUUACAUUUAAUAAAACUAUAGAUAAUAAUAUACCAUUAUAUUAACCUAUAUCCACAAUUUUUUAUUCAGUUCAGUAAACUAAAGAAGAAUAUUGAGAUACUGUUUAAAUAUAAUAACCGUUAAAUAUGAUUUAUAUAUAGCUAAAUGUAUGCUGAAAUUUUAAGUAAUCUACUAAAAGUACUAAGUACAUAAGGAAAUAAAAAUGAAUGUGUCUUUAAAAUAAUAUGCUUCUUAGGCUCAGGUAAGUAUGAAUGAUGGGAGUAUGUCUGGUAUUCGUUGUAAUUAAUAUUCUUGUGUAAUUAAGGUCAACUCAAUUUUUAAAUCUUGAAACACUAAAAAUUAAAUGAAUAUCCAUUGAAGGUUGAUUGAUUUUACAUUAAAUAUUUAUUUAAUUUUACACUUUUGUUGUAAAUGUAGUAAUGCUCUGACGACAUUUAAGAAUUUUUUUUUUGUUUGUUUUGAAUAUAUGAUUUGUCAUGAUUUUUCGCGUGUAUUGGAAAUUAUACUUAUUAAUUUAUUAUCUUUUACUAAAUGUUGUCAUAAUUUUUUUAGCCAUUUGAAAUAUAAAAUUAUAUAAAACUACAAUGUUUAUAAAUGCUUAAGUGUGUGAGCGUGCCCUAUGUAUAGAGAAUACUAUUAUUUUAAAUCAACUCUAGAAUUAGAUUUAGGUUAUUAAUUUAAACGUGUAUUAAACAAGUAAUUUUAGUAUAUUUUUUUAUGCUGAAACAUUGUUACCAGCGUAGUUGUAUUUCAUUACCUACGCUGGAAAAAUAUGUUAUAAUAAUGUAAAUAACAUAAAGCGUAAAAAUAUUGCCAUUAUAUUAUAUUGUAUAUAUUUACAUUACCUAAUAAAAUAUUAACUUAAGUUAGCUAUAUUAUAUUAUAUAUUUUAGAUUUUUAAAUAAUCACAUCAUAAAAUGGUGCAAUAUUAACCAACAAUUCUUUAGUAGUUUUAAUUUUAAUAUUAAUUUUCAUAUUUAUUUUGCUUUGUAAAAUAAUUGCUUAAAUCAUCUUUUUCCUUACUUUUUUUUUAUUUCAAUGAAUUCAGUAAUUUUGAGAACCAACUUGCCAUAUAAAAAUGUUGUGGUCUUCCUCAUUGUCAAAACAGCCCAAAUAUAACUUUUAGAAUUAAUUCAAAAUAGAAGAUAGACUGAUUACAUUUUUCUUAGUUUGAAUAGAAUAUUUACCCAUGAAAAAAAAUAAUGAACUGUGUGCGUUUGUAAGUAUUUUAAAUUAUUUUAUCAUGUUCAUAAAUUAAAUUAUAGCAUAAACUUAUAGUACAUAUUAUGUACUAUGUCAUAUGUACAUAAUAUAUAACUAUUUUAAUGUUAUUGUUAAUCAUAAUGAAGAAUUAGUUUUUAAGUACAUAAUUCAUGUAGUUUUAGGGCAUGUGGCUAUCGAGUAAUCUAGGCUAUGAUUUAUAAUUUUAAUGCAAAAAUUAAAGUAACUACCAGCUAAUUUAGAAAGAUAACUUGGUUUACCAAAUUUUUACCCCAAGUUUUGUGGCCACUUGCACUAUAAGUAGGUUUUAGUUAUGAAUUAAUUAUUUUUACAAUUUAUAUUCCGUUUUUGUAAUGAAUAUUGUAUUGACGAAAUAUAGAACUUGUGUGAAGA